AUGGAACAAUUGAACAAAACAACAGUGAAAGAAUUUAUUCUGUUGGCUUUUUCCAAUUUCCAAAAGUACCAGAUCUUACUUUUCAUUAUUAUACUUCAAAUGUACAUUAUAAGCAUUGCUGGAAACUCGGCUGUUAUUACCCUUGUUAAGGUUGGAACUUCCCUCCAUUGUCCAAUGUAUUUUUUCAUCAGUGUCUUUGCCGCUUUAGAAAUCUCCUUUGUGUCCAUUACAAUUCCCAAGCUCCUGGCCAACUUGAUUGCAGCAGACAGAAGGAUAUCUUUCAUGAAUUGCUUUGCCCAGUUGUAUGCCUUCAAUGCACUUGGUGUAACAGAAUGCUAUAUGCUUACAGUUAUGGCUUUUGACAGAGAUUUAGCAAUUAACCAUCCCCUAAGAUAUUCUGCAAUUAUAAACAAUAUGGUCUGCACUGCUUUAGCAAUUUUUGCUUUUACAGUAAGUUUUAUCAUUGCUUUGAUUCCCACUAUUUUCACAGCUGAUUUAUUAUACUGUGGACCCAAUGAGAUCAACCAUUUUUUCUGUGACUUGGCUCCUGUGCAGAAUUUAGCUUGUUCUGAUCCCCUGGUUAGUAAUUUAGCUACAAGCAUUGCUGCAGUUUUUGCCAGUUUGAUUCCUUUCAUUCUUAUCUUAGGCUUCUACACACACAUUAUUAUUACCAUAGCCAAAAUUAAGAGCGUUGAAGGUAAAAACAAAGCAUUCUCCACUUGUUCUUCCCAUCUCACUGUUGCCUGCCUCUUCUAUACUUCAGUUAUCAUAGUGUACAUAAAGCCAAAGGGUAGCCAUUAUGAUAAAUUUCUUGCCCUCCUGUACACCGUCGUUAUUCCUCUUUUAAAUCCUUUUAUUUAUACUUUAAGAAAUAAAGAUGUAAAGAACACUUUAAAAAAAUUACACAUUUUCAAAUUCUAG
Staurois parvus is the source of this 921-nucleotide messenger RNA. The record is from the annotation of a GenBank genome assembly. NCBI's taxonomy places the organism in Eukaryota, Metazoa, Chordata, Amphibia, Anura, Ranidae.